Molecule: messenger RNA, 1386 nt
Organism: Darwinula stevensoni
Lineage: Eukaryota; Metazoa; Arthropoda; Ostracoda; Podocopida; Darwinulidae
Source: the annotation of a GenBank genome assembly
UUCAGGUCAAAGCCCGUAUUCCUCGACAACCUCAUGAGGGCCCUGUUCUUUCUCCUCUCCGCCUUCUUCUCCGGGACCUCCGGGAUCCCCGGGAGGACCUACGAGGGCCACAGCCUCCUCCGCGCCACGCCGGAGGACCCCGACCAGCUGGGGUUCCUCAGGGACUUCCGCGCCUCUCGGCCGACGAUGGACUUCUGGACGGAGCCGUCGGCCGUGGGCCGACCGGUCGACAUCCGCGCAGCGCCGGACGAGAAAUUUCCCGUCGAAGAGGAAUUGAGACGCAAUGGACUCCACGUUCGUACCAUCAUCUCCGACAUCCAGAGCCUCAUAGACGAAGAGGAGUGGACUAGCUCCGCGACCGGGCGGAUGGCUUGGGACGACUACCAAGACCUUGCAACCAUUUACGAGUGGGUGGACUCGCUGGCGUUGCAACACCCGGAGACGGUGACGGUGGAAUCCAUCGGGACGACGUUUCAAGGUCGGGAGGUGAAGAUGGCGCGGUUCAACAGGCGCAGCGGCCUCAACAAGACGGCUGCCUUCGUCGAUGCCAGUCAGUUGAUCCAGUCCCCAGUAAUUGCUUCCAGGAGUGCGAAAGACGCUCCACGGGCGGAUGCUGUAAGCGGCUGGACGUUCGCUUGCCUAACGAGUACCGUUCGCCUCCUCCUUGCAUGCGCAGACAUCCACGCGAGGGAAUGGAUCACGUCGGCGACGCUCACUUACGUCAUGAACGAGAUCCUCGCCAUGCCGGAGGUGCUGGACCUCUACGACCUCCACUUCGUUCCGGUCUUCAACCCGGAUGGUUUUGUGUAUACGCACACGACGGUGAGAUCCGCGUGCAACCCACAUAAAGUUAUGAUGCUUGAGGGAGGCUCCAGCAACGACUCGUGCUCUGAGACGUACCACGGCCCGUACGCCUUCAGCGAGUCGGAGACACAGGCGGUGGCGCAGUACCUGGAGUCUAUGAUGGAUGAAGUGGACUGGAAGCUUUACCUCACAAUUCACUCCUACGGGCAGGUGAUCCUCAUCCCUUGGGGAUGGACGGACGUGCCGCCUGACAACUAUGACGAUUUGAUGGAGGUGUCCUUGGCGACCAUAGAGGCGAUCGAAGAGGUGAACGGGACCAUCUUCGAAAUCUCCGAGCUCGGUAGCCCUGGACAGGAGCUGACGGGGAACACGAUGGACUGGGCGAAGGGGGAGGUCGGCAUCCCCUUCGCCUUGUCCUUCGAGCUGAGGGACAACGGGGAGACCGGCUUCCUCCUUCCGCCGGAGCAGAUCCGGCCGUCUGGAGAGGAGAUCCUCGCUGGGUUCCUCGCGAUGCUGGAGGGGGUGCGGAACAAGACCGUGGCGUUCUAGGACCGAUUUGGAAUAAAAGUCCUUUUGCGGUGG